Molecule: messenger RNA, 987 nt
Organism: Lathyrus sativus (Indian pea)
Lineage: Eukaryota; Viridiplantae; Streptophyta; Magnoliopsida; Fabales; Fabaceae
Source: the annotation of a GenBank genome assembly
AUGUCUGAAGCACCGUCUCAUCCGCCACUUCCCGCCUCCGAGGCAACUCCUUACUGGUGCUACCACUGUGACAAACACGUCUCCGUUGAAACGGUCGCUAAUGUUCCUGACGUCAUCUGCGGCGACUGCAAAAACGGUUUCGUCGAAUCCAUCUCCACACCUUCUCGAGCUCGCUCCCCUUCUUCCUCCUCCGAUGAUCCUUACUUUGGUUCACAGUUUCUUCAGGUUCUUCGCCUAAUCGCUGAGUCGUCGCGUGAAGACGACGCGUCUCCUCCGCCUCCUCCAAGUCGUUCUCCGGAGGACGAUUUUCUUAGAAUCGAACUCGGUGGUUGGAACCACAACGACGAUGAAGAUGAUGAUGCGUUUCACACCGACGGAGAAGAUGACGAAGGUAGCGUCGAGGAGGUGGAAGAUCGACCAGGCAACGAUGAUCCGAAUAUGGAUGAUGAAGAUAUGAGACGAAGGAGACGCGAUCUGUUAAGGCAUCGGAUUAGGGAUUUGGCAACGCGAACCCGAAGCAUGCAGAAUCGGAUCUUGGAUUGGGCCGAGAUUUUAAUGGGAUUGGAAGACAAUUCUAUUGAAUUUCGUCUUCAGGGACUGGAAUCGGAGCGAUAUGUCGGAAAUCCAGAGGAUUACGUUGAUGCUGCGGAUUAUGAAGCGUUGCUGCAGACGCUAGCGGAGAGUGACGGAAGUGGGAGGCGAGGAGCUCCGCCAGCUUCUAAGUCUGCUGUGGAAGGUUUAAUGACGGUUAAGAUUGCGUCCGAGAGUGAAGUGGUUGCUUGUGCUGUAUGUAAGGAUAUGCUUGGUGUUGGAGAUAUGGCAAAGAGAUUGCCGUGUGGGCAUGAGUAUCAUGGAGAUUGCAUUAUUCCAUGGUUGAGUAGUAGAAAUUCGUGUCCUGUUUGCAGGUUUGAGCUUCCAACAGAUGAUAAAGAGUAUGAAGAAGAGAGAGCUUCGGGUUCGGGUCGUGGUGGAGCUUCCGCUGUUUGA